AUGAACCACUUAAUUGAGCCAGCUCUUGCACAUGUCGAAGACAUUUUGAGCGUUGAGCAAAUAUCGGAAGAUCUUUUUAAACUUUCCCUUACGAAAUGUAACAGACUCCGCCUCUUCUCGGAAGCCAUAGAGCGCUUAGAGUCUAGUAGGGAAGUGGCGAGCCUCGUUAUGAGGAACCUUCAAAAAUGGGCACCUGACGUUGCUAAAAAGUUCUCUCGGCGCACAUCGGAUGUCAUCCUCAAUACACCGUUUCGCUUAAUUUGUUCAAGUUCGAUUGGCGUCCCGCUCGAUAACCAGUUUGUUAUUAGACAGUACCUGGCCGUCAGCUACAGUUGGCACAGUCCCGAGUGGCCCGGAACCCCUCACUCGGCUCCAGAGCCUGGUGGGAUCUGGCCUAUAGGCAAGCGCUUUUCGCAAGCAAUCCUUCAGCUUCGGGGGAGUCCACGCGAAGGGAUUUGGAUGGACCAGAUUUGUAUCAACCAGCGUGAUGAAAGCGAAAAGCAGCGGUCAAUCGCAUUCAUGGAUAUUGUCUACAAGACUUGCCGAAAACUGGUAGUUCUCCUGGAGGAUGUCGAACUCACCGAUGAUGAGGCCUUGGUAUGCGAAAAGUAUGCCAAGAUGAAAACACCACAUGCUUUCGAUCAGCAGCCUCAAAACGCCCGAGAAGCUGAGCUCCUAGUUUCAUUAUACGACAAAAUAGCGGGAGCACGAUGGUGGCAGCGAGCGUGGUGCUUCCACGAGUUUGUCGUCGGGGAGCCGUGGAGCAUCAAGAGACAUCACGCAGUGCACAAUACUGUUUUUGUUCUUGGGUUGGGCGAGAAGGUUACUCUCACGAUUGAGUGGAUGGCUUUGCAUGCUAUCUUGAUUAAGGUCACCGUGCAGCUUCAGCACCACACGUUACAAAGCAAGCACCUCGACCCUAUCCUCUCCGGCUUCGAAAACCGAACAUCUCCACUUCUCGACAGUUAUGGUGGCGGGGAAGGGUCAACGAAGGCCAGCUUCAUGGCGCGGUUCAAUGCUGUGGCUGAAACGAACUGCUCAAUGCCUGGAGACAGAUUAUGUGUUUGUAUCAACCUCAUUGGCCUGGGUCUCGCGUACUUUCGCACAGAUGAACCAUCCCCAGAUGAAGUUUACUUCCUAUCAGUGCUGUUAGCGCUAGCGGCAGGGGAGACGAUACCGUUGUCAUUCUCGAAUAUGCAGCCUUUGAUGUUAGACGGAAGACAGUCAUGGUUGGCUCGUUCCAUCGGUUCAGCCGACACUACAAUUGGCAAGUUCACUCUUGGAAGUAUAAAAGGCCUGCAUUCAGUUUCUUUUGACCGGAUGGAAAUUGAUAUGGUGUUUCUGGGCCAUUCAAUCGAGGGAUGCACGGAAGCGGAAUUGCUCAAGACAUACGAAAUAUUUCCGAAUGUUAUUAAGAGCACGCCACCACCUCUCAAGGCAAACAUGCCUCAAAGACCUCGAUUUAGGCCAGAUGAAGACUUGGAUAAACCUCGUCGAAACUUCCUAGCGGCUGUUGUAUCUGGCGGUCUAUGCUUGGCGGAGCGCCUGUGGAUCCAACUCCAACGUGAGGUGGUAGAUUAUAACUAUAACACGGGGUAUUUUGCAGAUUUUACUGCUAAUCAGGACCUUCGACCUCAAGCUGAUCAAUUCUUGCUGGCUCUUGGCAAAAAAAAGCCUUUGCCUCUUGCAGAUGCACAGGGAUUCACAAUUGAUGCAGCGCUAGCUUUCAUUACUUGGAUAACGGAUCCACGAUCCAUUUACUGGAUUUCAUCUCUUGUUGCUCGCAUUACGUGCACUCGAGAUGGGGGGCAGGCUUUACUUACUGGGUUCAUUCUAGCAGAUGAUUUUGCCAAGCUAGGUGCCGAGGUGGAUAUGCGAGUGGCAGUCCCUGCAGACCUGCUUGAUGGCAACUGUGCUUGGACUAGGGCAUGGUUCCUUGUGCCAGAUUUUCAGGAGAAAAGAAGUGCUUGGAGGAUCGUUGGAAAAGCCUUACUUCUUGGUGAACCUGAUUCUCUAAAGGAAAUACAAAUGUCUGAGGCCUACGAAGAAUUUGACGGUACACUAAAACUAUGCAAAAAGCAGACAAUUGUGGGUUAA
This is a messenger RNA of Colletotrichum truncatum, 2097 nucleotides long. RefSeq names its product O-methyltransferase family 2. The record is from RefSeq and is a predicted model, not a curated record. NCBI's taxonomy places the organism in Eukaryota, Fungi, Ascomycota, Sordariomycetes, Glomerellales, Glomerellaceae.